AGCUCAUCUAUCUGGCUCUCGUUCACGACACUUCUGGUCCUGGAUUAUAUUCGAUCCACUCUGUGCGACGUCGACUAAGGUGUUGAUACUCGGCGCACACUGGCAGCUACCUGUUCGCCCACUACGUGAAAUGCCCGGUCGUGUGCGCCACUAGUUAUUCACUACACAAGCUGCUGAGCCUCUUGGACUCACUGGACUCAUCUCCUCGUCUGCAGCAUAUGAAGCGACAACCUAGGGCUUCUCGGCUUGCUUUGCAUAUCAUCGAUCGCCACAGCCAGUCGAUCAAGGCAUCUACAUAGAGGACCUGUGAAAGCCGCGAUAGCACUGGACCGCUCUGCACGGUCACCUUCUACUAGUUCUACACGCAUUGAACAGAACAAUUCGUUAGGCGUUCAACAUCUGCACCUCCAGAGUUAGAGUAUAGCACACAUGAGUCUCAGGCGUUAUACAAAGGGCGUAGACGGGACGAUACCCGUCCAAGCCUUGCUGUACGAGGAUGAGGAACUGCUAGCCACUCAGGAAGGCAUAGGCAUAUAUGAUGGCACCGAGAAAUCAGCCCCUCACCAAUCUGGCACAGCGUUCGCUACCACCCAUCGCCUGUUCUACAUCGAUGCGUCGCACCCCGAGACCCGCUCGUUCGAGAUGGAUCUCGCGCAUGUUGCCCGGACGGAGUACUACGCAGGUCUCUUCACGAGCUCGUCCAAAGUAACGCUAUACCUGCACCCGAUCGAGACUCCCGCUUCGCCGGUCGAUGGACCGUCAAGGAGCCUGGCGGCGCCCGAAGACCCCGCUUUCCUGUCGUGGACAUGCGAUGUAUGCAACUACCGCAACCCACCAGGUCUCAGCCCUGCUGCAUCCCGUAUAUGUGCUCUCUGUGGCGUCCCACGCUCAGCCACGACAUCCUCUGACGGUGGUGAACCCUCUGCGUCCGCCGCGACUCUCUCCUCCUCCCUACCCUCCUCCUCCGUCCACCUCGCACGCGUGCCCACCUCUUCUUCGUCCUCACCCAGACCCGCGACACCCCGAGGUCCCAAUGACGAGAUAUCAUGCACUAUAUGCACCUUUCUGAAUCACCCCGCACUGACAAUGUGCGAGAUGUGCGGCACGCCGCUGCCCAAGCGGGUAGCCCCGCCCCGUGCGUCUCAGACGGUCCAUGCGAAGUCAGCUCCUGCAUCGCGCCCGACCUCGCCGCUCCCGGACAAGGAUGGCCCAGAUCCGAGGAUGAUCAGGCUGAGCUUCCGUAGGGGAGGCGACAAGACGUUCUAUGCUGUACUUCGCCGGAGCCUGCUUGGUAAGGGAUGGGAGCAGAGCAGCGCGACCUCGCAUGCACGCAACAACACACUUCCAUCUCUAGAUGGCAUCCUGCGCAACGUCGAGACGACCGCGGCGAGCUCGCAGACCGAUAUGGAAGAUGCACUCCAGGACUUCGAGGCGCUCACGGUCAAGUGGCGGGAGAUGGUCAAGCUCGCGCAAGACCUCAACGAGCGGCUCACCGCCGCGUCCUCGACCUCUACUGCCACCGCCGCCGCCCUGCCAUCAUUCCCUUCCCCCGCAGGCGCAUCACCCACGCCCGCCAACGCGGAGGUGCUCACGACGCAGGCCGUCGAGCCGGAGGAGGCGACCUUCAUCCGGUCCUCGCUCGCGCAGCUCGGGCUGCAGAUGGCGAACGCGCCCGUGACGCUCGACAUGAUCCGCGACGAGCGGCGGUGGAUCGAGGAGCUUGCGCGGGAGCUCGCGGGGGUCCUGCAGGGCGGCGGCGGGAAGGAGAAGCGCGAGGGCAUCAUGCGCCAGCGCGGGGUGGUGGGGCUCGACGAAGUAUGGGGAGGGUGGAAUCGCGCGAGAGGCGUCGCCCUCAUCCCUCCGUCGACCUUCCUCCAGGUCAUCCCGCAGCUCCCUCCGUAUACCGACCCUCCGAUACACACGCGGACCUUCCCUGCAUCUGGGCUCUCAGUUCUGCAUACGCCACCAUACACCAAGGCAGCGUUUGCUGCGCGCCUCGUUGGGCUCCUUUCUCUCGCCGGCCCUCAGACUGUCGUCGAAGUCGCACGAGAAGAGGCCCUCCCCAUCGGCCUCACCCAAGAAAUGGUCAAUGAAGUCGAAGAGGAGGGGGAGGUAUGUCGAGACGAGGGCGGCGCAGGUUUGGAUGUCACGUCCGGACUCUCAGGGAGCGGUUGGGCGAGUUCAGGUGGCGGAGAAGUGAGGCUCUGGGUGAACGUAUUCCGAGGAUACGUCUGGGACGGACAGAUCGCAUGAUUGAGCACAGACUAUUAGACACUGGCAGGCUUGUGGCAGGCCGCUCGACGUUCGAUGUAUUAAGAAGAGAUGUAUUGAAGGACGAUCCAUUGUAUUGUAGCUAAUC
Fomitopsis serialis is the source of this 2359-nucleotide messenger RNA. Its product is annotated as EAP30/Vps36 family-domain-containing protein. Lineage: Eukaryota; Fungi; Basidiomycota; Agaricomycetes; Polyporales; Fomitopsidaceae. Gene Ontology annotation, molecular function: ubiquitin binding; phosphatidylinositol-3-phosphate binding. Gene Ontology annotation, biological process: protein transport to vacuole involved in ubiquitin-dependent protein catabolic process via the multivesicular body sorting pathway. Bases 430 to 2253 code for a protein of 607 amino acids. The record is from RefSeq and is a predicted model, not a curated record. The transcript is spliced from 7 exons. Gene Ontology annotation, cellular component: ESCRT II complex; late endosome membrane.